This is a messenger RNA of Nicotiana tabacum (common tobacco), 2262 nucleotides long. RefSeq names its product protein indeterminate-domain 12. Gene Ontology annotation, cellular component: nucleus. Gene Ontology annotation, molecular function: DNA-binding transcription factor activity. The record is from RefSeq and is a predicted model, not a curated record. NCBI's taxonomy places the organism in Eukaryota, Viridiplantae, Streptophyta, Magnoliopsida, Solanales, Solanaceae.
UCUCCCCUCUUUCUUUCCAUCUUUUUUGAGUUCUGUACCAUUUUUUCUAGCUACUGCAAAAUUGCUCAGAGGCAAGCUAUAUAUCCAUGGUUAGAUAGUGACUUUGAGAAUCAUCCAUCAUCUUCAACUUCACAAGAUAAUUCUUUUGUUCUUUCUUCUUUUGUUUUUUCUCCCUUUGGCGUUAUUUUUACUCUACAAAUUAAAUUACUAGGUAGCACCCAGUGUGAAUGGUAUGUGGCUAAUUGUCAUUGCCACCUGUUUUUGCUAGCUAACUCUUUCAAUUUUACUCCAAAACAAAAUCGCUGCUAUUUGCUUAGUUGUUUUUGUAAUCCAAAGUUUGGAUUCUCUCUAUCUGAAUAUAUAAAAUUGGCUUUACCUUCUUCCACUUGUUGUUCAUAAACCAAGUUUGUUACAAGAAGUAGGUGUUAGCUUUGUAUUUAUUAGCUAUGAAUCAAGAAAAGCAAAUAUAUCAUCAGAGCAACAGCGGUUGCUUUUCUUUAUUGGAGUCUUCAUCAGUACUCUCUCAUCAAGCUGCCAUGUUCUCUGAUGAAGCCAGUGUUUCUUCCACCACUAGGGUUCCAAAUUUAUGUCCUAUGCCUCAAACCAUUUCAAAUCAUCAGCCUCAAAAGAUCAAGAAGAAGAGAAGCCUCCCUGGAAAUCCUGAUCCAGAUGCUGAAGUGAUUGUUUUAUCUCCAAAGACACUUUUAGCUACAAACCGAUUUGUGUGUGAGAUCUGUAGCAAAGGAUUUCAAAGGGAUCAAAAUCUUCAGCUUCAUAGGAGAGGUCAUAACCUACCAUGGAAAUUGAAGCAAAGAAACAACAAAGAAAAUAGAAAAAAAGCAUAUGUUUGCCCUGAGCCAACAUGUGUUCAUCACCAUCCUUCUAGAGCUCUUGGUGAUCUCACUGGAAUUAAAAAACAUUACUGUAGAAAACAUGGUGAGAAGAAAUGGAAAUGUGACAAGUGUUCAAAAAUUUAUGCUGUUCAAUCUGAUUGGAAGGCUCACUCCAAAACCUGUGGUACAAGAGAGUAUAGAUGUGAUUGUGGAACAGUCUUCUCCAGGAAGGAUAGCUUCGUUACACACAGAGCAUUCUGCGAUGCAUUGGCCGAAGAAAGUGCCAGACUCUCAGCUAACUCAGCCUUAAUGCAUAGAGCGGCCGUUGCCGCCGCUACAACCGAAUCCAAUUUCCAUCUCAACCAAUCAUCACCAAUAUUCUUCCCUUUCCCCACCACCAACCAACGCCACUUCGCAAACCCUCCUCCGCCACCAACCACGGCGGUGACAACCCAUAUCUCCCUCAACAACCCAUGGGACCCACAAAUUCCCUUAAACCCUAAUCCUACACAUCAUGAAGAAAAUCACAACCAAAUGACUCAUCAUCCUGUUCCUAUCAAGACUGAAUCAAUUCACAUCCCCAUAUCAUCUUCAGUGCCUCCAUUUUACCAAGAUCACUUUUUUCACAAGGGUUCUUUUGCCAAUAUCCCAUCUCCUCAACUCUCAGCUACAGCAUUGCUCCAGAAAGCAGCUACUAUAGGCACUACACAUUCCGCUGUGAGUCACGUGAACUCAACAAUGGCCCAGUUAAACAGAACCUCUCUUGGUCACAUGACCCACAAGAUUUCUCCGGAGGAUUUUCUAGGGUUUGGAUCGGACAAUAUGUCGAAUACUUGGCAGCAGAAAAGCGAGAAUCUCACGAGGGAUUUUCUGGGGUUAACAGGAGAUCACGAUCAUGACGAGUCUUGUGCUGAUGGAAAUGGGCGGAAUGGAGGACUUUUUGUGACAUAUGGAGGAGGAGGAGUAGGGAAUGGAAAUGGGGGGAUGGACUUUCAACAAACACUAUAUGAGCGUGACCAUUCAUCAGUGUUGAAACAUCAUCAAUUGGGCUUUGGUUUUGCUGCUACUGCUACUGCUGAGACUGCAUCGGAAACAUGGGGGAAUUGCUGAUCAAGUAACUUACUUACCAGAAGGGUGAAUUUCAGAGAUUCGCUGUGUUGGAAUUUAAUUAGGGAGAUAUCUCUAUCAUCAACAGAAAGAAGAAAGAGACUAGCAAGAAGAAGGAACUAAAAAAGUAGAAAGAGGACAGAGGAAAAGAAAAGGACAAUGAAAAUAGACUUUUCGCAUUUUUCCUAUUUGCAAGAACCAUUUUUAUCUUUUUUCGAUUUACCCUUUUUUUCAUGUUGGUAAUGCACAUUCUGCUUUUUUGGAUUUUAAACCUAAGUCUUUGUUAAUUAUUGCUUCUGCAUUUUGUUAGUUUCUUUUUUUA